AUGAGCUUGAGAAAGCUUCUAGCUGCAUCGAAUGGUUCACUUUGGAGAACAGGGUUGAUAUAUGCAAGAGUGCGGAACUCUGUAGCUAUUCUGUAUAAUGGUCAGGUGGCCUUGGAUGUGCCGUUGCAUUUUGGAAGCUUAGAAAGUUGUCAGGUUUUGUGCGUGAAGCCCCUUGCUGUUUCUGCGAGUGCAGACGUUAAAUUUUCUGUGAAAGGGUUAAACCUUUUCUUGUAUAGUACAAGAUUACUCUGCGCACUCGAAGGAAAGUAUCUGGUAGAGGAUAAUUGUUAUGAUUUGAUUGAUGGUGCCGAAGCAGCCUCUGGACAUCAUGAGCUUCAGAAUCUCAGCUUCUCUUGUCAUAUACCAAAUAUGAUUGGAAGAGGAUUUAUUGAGGUCGAAGAUAAUAGUCUCAGCAGCUGUUCCUAUCCAUUCCUAGUCGCAGAGCCUGAAAUUUAUUCGGAGAUAUGUAAUCUGGAAAUUGUCAUUGAAGCAGCAGAGACUGCUGAUGACAUCCAGAUAAAGGCUAAAUUAAUUGAAGGAAAGACUCGAGCAAUGAAUUUCGUACAUAGUGUUCAUUAG
Lathyrus sativus (Indian pea) is the source of this 579-nucleotide messenger RNA. NCBI's taxonomy places the organism in Eukaryota, Viridiplantae, Streptophyta, Magnoliopsida, Fabales, Fabaceae. The record is from the annotation of a GenBank genome assembly.